AUGUGGACGACUGAGAAGCCCAAAGAUGAGACGCUCAGUGAGCAAAUCUUUCGGGAUGCCCUGAAGAGAACGCAGGAGGCGCGGUUGAAAGUGCAAGAAGAUGCUGCACAGCUUCAAACUGUGAGGCUCAGUUUGAAGCUCAAGAGCUGGCUGCCCGCGAGCAGGCUCAGCUUCAAGCUCAAGAGCUGGCUGCCCGUGAGCAAGAGCUGGCUGCCCGUGAGCAGGCUCAGCUUCAAGCUCAAGAGCUGGCUGCUCGUGAGCAAGAGCUGGCUGCCCGUGAGCAGGCUCAGCUUCAAGCUCAAGAGCUGGCUGCGCGUGAGCAAGAGCUGGCUGCCCGUGAGCAGGCUCAGCUUCAAGCUCAAGAGCUGGCUGCCCGUGAGCAAGAGCUGGCUGCCCGUGAACAGGCUCAGCUUCAAGCUCAAGAGCUGGCUGCCCGUGAGCAGAAAGCUUAAGCACUGGCUGCCCGCGAACAAGUUCUGCUUAAAGCCGAAGAGCUUGUCCGCGAGCAGGCGAGCCCUUGCAGAGGCGGAGACAGUUCCGGCUGUGCCAAACAAGGUGCCAAUGACGCCUACAGAGUCUGGCCCUGACUGGUCAGAUGGCAGUGUGAACGCUCAGCUUGAAGCUGCGCCGUGCUCCGAAAACUCCCGCAACCACGGCGCUGGGCACGAAG
Molecule: messenger RNA, 670 nt
Organism: Effrenium voratum
Lineage: Eukaryota; Dinophyceae; Suessiales; Symbiodiniaceae
Source: the annotation of a GenBank genome assembly